Puma concolor (puma) is the source of this 4878-nucleotide messenger RNA. It is a transcript of the gene SENP7, whose product is annotated as SUMO specific peptidase 7. NCBI's taxonomy places the organism in Eukaryota, Metazoa, Chordata, Mammalia, Carnivora, Felidae. Gene Ontology annotation, molecular function: SUMO-specific endopeptidase activity. Gene Ontology annotation, cellular component: cytoplasm; nucleus. The record is from RefSeq and is a predicted model, not a curated record. Gene Ontology annotation, biological process: protein desumoylation; proteolysis.
GACUCCAGCAGGAGGAAGAGAAGAUGGAUAAGGGGAAGGCCGGGCGACGUCGAUCUUCAUCCGAAAUUGUCACAGAAGGAAAAAGGAAAAAGUCUUCAUCUUCUGAGUUACAUAAGAUAACAAAGAUGUUAAAUGCAAAAUCAGAGGAUGUUCGUGUUCAGUCAUCACUGUCCAAACUCAGAAGCUCAGAACGCUGGGAUCUCCCUUUGCAGGGGUGGAAAAGAAGCCUAAGAAAUAAGGUCCUCUCUCUAGACCAUAAAAGUAGAAAAAGUGUUCGUGGGCGUCCUGUCACCUCUAACACAUCACCAGAAAGGCAACUCAAAGUUGUGUUGACGAAUGUCCUAUGGACGGAUUUAGGACGAAAAUUCAGAAAGAUCCUACCUAGAAACGAUGCUAAUUUGUGUGAUGCCAACAAGGUGCAAUCAGACUCAUUGCCUUCGACAUCUGUUGACAGCCUAGAGACAUGUCAAAAAUUAGAACCUCUUCACCAAAGCCUUAAUUUAUCUAAAAGGAUACCCAGAGUUAUAUUGACGAAUGUCCUGGGAACGGAGUUAGGAAGAAAAUACAUAAAGACCUCAUCUGUAACUGAGGCCAGUUUGGGUGAUACAGACAACUUGCAAUCAGAGCAGCUUUCUUCAUCAUCUGAUGGCAGCCUAGAGUCUUGUCAAAAUCUAAAUCCUCACAAGAGCUCCUUUUUAUCUGAAAGGGAUUCACAACCAAGUAAGACUGUAGAUAAUAAUUAUGCAAAGCAAGCCUCACACACUAAAGAAAAGCAAAGAGAUGAUGAUGGCAUUUCUCUUGUAAUGUCUGAUGCUCAACCUAAAGACCUCAGUAGUGGAAGUAGAGGUUGUGAUCAUCUUGAAGAGGGGAGCAAAAAUAAGGAUGAUACAUUUUCUGAUUCAAAAAUGGAACCCACUCUGACUUCCAGGAAGAGAAAGAAAAGGCUUAGAAGUAAUUUACCUGAUUCUCAUAAUUCUACUUCUUCUUUGUAUGAGUCAGCAGAACAGAUAAUAAAACAAGAAAAUGACUCCACAGUAUCUGCCGAGUUUAAAAAGUCAAGUGAAAACUAUCAUCAAGACUCAAAAGUGCUUGAGGAAAUUACACCUGAACCUAUAGAAAGUGAUUUUGCUAAACUAUCCUCACUUGAUAGUCAGGAGUUGGCUUUGAGUGCUGCUCCCAAAAGUACCUCUGACUCUUCAGCCACCGAAACUUUUGAGAGCUCUAGUUCCACUGAUUCCAUGGGGAAUUCUACCCUGGUUGAGAAGAAUGAGAGUGAGUUGAAUGUAAUAGAAAAGCCUGCUUUAAGUGAACACAGUGAAGGGAGCCAGUCUUUGGUAUCCGUUGAACCAAUUGUUGUUUCCAGUGAUGAGGAGGGACCUGUUGAACAUAAAAGUUCAGAAAUUCUUAAGUUACAACCUAAGCAAGACCAUGUCAUCACUAAUGACAAUGAGAGUACUUCUGAAGCAGCAUUGUCAGAACCAUUGAUGACAUGUGAAUCUGUACAGGCUUCAUCUGAAUUAUGUCCAUAUAAUCCUGUCAUGGAAAACAUUUCCUGUAUUUUACCUAGUAAUGACAUGGAUCUACAACUGGAUUUUAUAUUUACUUCUGUUUAUAUUGGUAAAAUAAAAGGAGCUUCUAAAGGUUGCGUUACAUUCACGACAAAGUAUGUUAAGAUCCCAUUUCAAGUCUCCCUGAAUGAGGUUUCAUUGCUAGUGGAUACCACACAUUUAAAGAGGUUUGGGUUAUGGAAAAAUAAGGAUGAUGAUCACAGUAAAAGGAAUCAAGCUAUCCUUUUCCUUUGGGUCUCUGCAAAUUAUCUUCAAGAGAUUCAGACCCAACUAGAAAACUCCAUAUUAAGCCAGCACUCAAAAUCCAGUGAAUUCAUUUUUCUUGAGCUAUACAAUCCUAUUUCGCAAAGAGAAGAAUUGAAAUUAAAAGACAUUAUGACAGAAAUAAGUACAACCAGUGGAGAAUUGGAACUUUCUUAUCCAUUGUCUUGGUUUCAGGCACUUCCUUUAUUUCAGAACCUCUCUUCAAAAGAAAGUUCUUUUGUUCAUUAUUAUUGUGCUUCAACUUAUUCUUUUCCCGCUGUUGCUGCUGAAGAAAUGAAGAUGAAAUCAAUGUCUCAGCCUUCUAAUAUGGAUAGAGCCAAGCCUACUUACACCUUCCUACAGAAGCAAAGUAGCGGUUGCUACUCACUUUCUAUUACAUCUAAUCCAGAUGAAGAAUGGCGAGAAGUCAGGCACACGGGACCUGUUCAGAAGUUGAUUGUAUAUCCUCCACCACCUACUAAAGGGGGAUUAGGAGUAACUAAUGAAGAUCUGGAAUGCUUAGAAGAAGGAGAGUUUCUUAAUGAUGUAAUCAUUGAUUUCUAUCUUAAAUAUCUUAUAUUGGAGAAGGCAUCAGAUGAACUUGUUGAACGAAGUCACAUUUUUAGUAGCUUUUUCUAUAAAUGCUUGACAAGAAAAGAAAAUAAUUUGACUGAAGAUAAUCCAAAUCUUUCAAUGGCACAGAGGAGACAUAAAAGAGUAAGAACAUGGACUCGUCACAUAAACAUCUUUAACAAAGAUUACAUCUUUGUGCCUGUAAAUGAGUCAUCUCAUUGGUAUCUUGCUGUCAUUUGUUUUCCAUGGUUAGAAGAAGCUGUAUAUGAAGAUUUUCCACAAACUGUAUCCCAGCACUCACAGGCUCAGCCAUCUCAACAUGACAACAAAAUAAUAGAUAAUGAUGUACAUACUACUUCGACACUGUCCUUGGGCACAGAGGAUUCCCAAAGUACCGAGACAAAUAUAUCAGUACCAGUACCAAAGAAAAUGUGUAAAAGGCCAUGCAUUCUCAUACUAGAUUCCUUGAAAGCUGCUUCUAUACAAAACACAGUUCAGAAUUUACGAGAGUAUUUAGAAGUAGAGUGGGAAGUUAAACGAAAAACUCAUCGUGAAUUCAGCAAAACAAACAUGGUGGACCUAUGCCCUAAAGUUCCUAAACAAGAUAAUAGCAGUGAUUGUGGAGUAUAUUUACUGCAGUAUGUGGAGAGCUUCUUUAAGGAUCCUAUUGUUAAUUUUGAACUUCCAAUUCAUUUGGAGAAAUGGUUUCCUCGUCAUGUAAUAAAGACCAAACGGGAAGAUAUUCGAGAGCUCAUUUUGAAACUUCAUUUACAGCAACAGAAGGGCAGCAGUAGCUAGUUAAUCUGUACAAACAUGACACAGAUGUCCUAUAAGAUUACUGGAAAGCUGCUUACCAGCAUUUGUGUUAGUCAGCUCACAGAGAAGAAAAUAACUUGUGGUAGUUUUAUAAGUCAUUGAACAUUAUUUAAAAUAAAUAAGGUAUAUUAUUAGAUUGUUGGGAUCUGGUAGAUGUAGUGGAAAAUGGGGGUGAUAUAGAGAAACUUAUUAGAAAUUAAACUUUCAUAAAUAUUUGAUAUUUUUCUGAUCAAAUUUGCUUCUGAUUAUGCAAUAGCAUAUGUAAAUGUGGGAAUGUUUUUGUAGAUAAUAAAACCAAGUGAUCUGUACUUCCAUAUAACUGGGAGUUGAGGGGAGUUAGGUCCUCCCUGGUGCCAGCCCCAGUGCUUGUCACAUUUGUUGACAAGUCACAUUAUAUUGUAAUACUAUUCUUUGCGGCUCAAGCAUGCAAUAUGAAUACUAUGUAUUUUUUUAAAGAAGAAUUUAGUAUUAAGGCUUCAGAAAAUGCCAUUUACGGCAUCCUUUCUUUAUAGUUUAAAAGAAGACAUGAUGUUAGGAAGAUGAUUGAAAUUGACUCUUUCAAAGCGCAGCUUAUUUUUCUCAGUUGCUAAAUGGAAUUGUUACUCUGCUGUGAUUGUUACAUGUUUUCUUUUUCUUUUGAUGUCAUAUAUGGGGAUCUGGGAAAUUAGUUCAUUCAUUCAGAAUGAAAUUUGGAACAAAAAAAAUUUAGCUACCCAAAAUAGGUUUUUACAAUGACAUAUGUAGCUCAACAUAGUUCUUUGAGGUAAUAGCUAUAUCAAUAUUGACUUCUAUCCUAUUCUGAUAUCCUAGAAUAUACGUACCCACUUUCUGUAAGUAUCAAAGAUAAAAUGGAUGUCCUCAUAACUUUAAUUAAAGAAUACCCUCAAAAUCUUAUUUAUUAAUUGUUAGAACUAAAUAUAUAAUUUUAUAGCUCUGUUUACCCAGUAUUUAUCUGCAAAGUCAGAUUGCUCAAAUUGCUUUUAUAUUUUUAAAUUGUAGUUUUUAGAGACCUAUGAUCCCUAUGAAGCAUAAGUUUUUAUUAAAUGUUUAGGGAACAGUUUUGAAUUCAUGUGAUGAUGGUGGUAUUAUAUGUGAUUAAACACUUUACAACCUUUUAAUGUUAUCAGGAAAAUUUUGAGAGGACAAUUAUAUUGUAUUUUCUCAGAUUGAAAAACCAUGUUUUUUAAGAAUAUUAUUUUAAUCUUCUGUUUUAAGUAUCUCUUGGAUUUAUAUUGUUAACUGUAUAUAAGGCAGUGAAGCAAAGGCAAUUUAAGAUGAAGCUAAAAAUUGGAACAUUUUAUUUCAAAAUCAUGUGAAUUUGAAGUUGUCAGUUAAGCCUCAGUAUUUUUGAAUUUUUGUUAAUCUUGUCACCAUCUUUAUAUUGUUAAAGAUAUUUGUCUUUUGGGGAUUUCUCAGAAAGAUGAUUAUAAUUACAUGAUUUUAUUCCCAGUAUGUGUGUGUAUGGGAGGGGAUUUUUUUAAAAUGACUAUUAAUUAUUUUGUACAUCUAACUUUGGGAAAGCAAGUAUGUAAUACAUCUUCAUAUGACUUCUUAACUUUUGUGUUUGUAUGUUUUUCAAAGGUACCACUGUCCUUUAUCAUGUUUUGAAGAUUGUUUAAAAUUCAUUUUCCUAAAUUCAUGUGGAAAUAAUGUGUUGAGAAUAUCAACAUUUUAUAUU